Molecule: messenger RNA, 1627 nt
Organism: Prorocentrum cordatum
Lineage: Eukaryota; Dinophyceae; Prorocentrales; Prorocentraceae
Source: the annotation of a GenBank genome assembly
GCGUCUCGGCGGAUGUGUGUCGCGAUCGUGGACACUUGGCGGCGGCUGGUUCGCCCGUACGACCAGCCCGCGUUCAGAAUCUUGCGGUCCGUGAGGGACCACAUCUGGGACUUCGACACUAUAUCGACUGAGUUGAACGUUGUGCACGCGCAGGUCGAGCGGAAACAUCUGUUGGGACAGGAAGCUCGGAAGCGACGCGGGCGCGCACUUCAGCUGAGAACCCUCGGAGCCACAACUUACGCUGCCGCCAUCCGCCGAGACGCUCGCAACCUGACAGUGCGAUGCAUUACAGAGUGCGUCGGCGAGAAGAACGUUAGGCGGUACAACCAGGUCCUGCACGCUUUCAAGACCUCCAAGAAUCUGAAAGGCAAGAACCCGCUCAAGCGGAAGAGGCGCCACUGGGGCAGCGCGUUCAGGAAGAAGAGGAAGGUCAGGGCCUACGACAUGUUCAUCAGUCACAACUUUGAGAGGGGAAAUGGUGAGCCAGAUGCAGUCGCCGCGGGCUCUUCCGCCGAGAGGCUCGUUUCUGUUUCGGAGCGCUGGAGGCGACGCAGCCCAGCUCAGACGGCUUACUACGAAGGCCUUGCCCAAUCAGAACAAGCAAAGGUCGAUGGGUGCGACGGGAUUUCGUUCAAGGAAUACGUCGACCGAGCAACUGCCACGCCUUGGGCCCUGCCAUCUCGGGAAGAAGCCCGUCGGAAGGUUAGGCGGGAAGCAGCGCUAUGCAGCAUGCGCGAGAUGGAGGGACACAACGUGUGGAAGUGCGGCGCAGGGAUUGCUUGCAUGAGUUCUGCCUUGCGGCCCGACUUCGUGGUUGACUGGGCGGACGAACGAGUUGAGGCUUCGGCGUGCGCGUCCUUCUCGUACGACCCCCGCGUGCUGACGGCGUCUGGGCCGAUGCCAGCCGACGAAGUGUGCUGCAUGAAGUACGGCGGCCUUUGCGAGACAGACGACGUGGUCGACCAAUGCGGCACGUCGCCCAAGAACUUCUACGCUGCUUUGGCGAGGCUUGGCCUGAUUCACGCUGGCCCCUUGCCCGUGCACAUCUUUGUUCCAGGAGCCGAGGGGGCAGGGCAGCGCGUACUCUAUUGCAGGUUGUUCGGGAAAGGCGAGGCGGCGUACUUCCUGAACGCGCGCGCGCCGCCUGGUCGCGACCUCGAUCGCGCCGCUACUGUGGCUGUUGACGGUCGCGGGCGUGCAGUUACCCGUACUUGGCAUCUCGUCUUUCGGAACGUUCUCUUGGACAGCGCCAUCGCACUUGGCGUAUCGGCGUCAGAGAUCCACCAUGCAUCGGUGAUUGCAUGGCGAGGCGACGCGGACCCCGAAGCUGACAUGUUGAUCUUCGAGAAGCGAGUCCUGGUUAUGAACGAGUCGUUGCUGGUGGCCGAGGUCGAGAAGCCGCAUCGGGAAAAAAAUGAUGUGCUGCCUUUCGGCAUCAAGCCGAAGAAAGUGGUCGUAGCUCAGAAGGCGACGGCCGCCGCAGCUGGUUCCGAUGACCAUGGUCACCACAGCGGCCACGGCGACGGUGAGCACGCUGCCGCUGAGCCAGGGCCGCACAGCGACGAGUCUGACCCAGAGGGCAUGGACGAGGCCGCCCCCGACAUGGGCAGCGAUUUCGACGAGGGCA